UGCAAUGCACCUAUUUCAUUUGCAAAAUUUGAUCUUUCACCCCAUUUUUCGGUUUUAUUUUAAGUUCCGUUUAUUGCAGGGGAUCGUUUGAUUGGGAAUGAACAUAUUCGCGAAAAAACCUACAGCGAGAGAUGCGCUUCGUGAGAGUAAGAAAGAUAUGGCCCAUGCCACAAGAGGUAUUGAGAAGGAGAUUGGCACGUUGCAGUUAGAAGAAAAGAAACUUCUUGUUGAGAUAAAGAAGACUGCCACAACGGGAAAUGAGGCAGCAACUAAAAUUCUUGCCCAUCAGCUUGUCAGGCUGAGGCAGCAAAUUGCCAAGUUACAAAGUAGUCGAGCUCAAAUGCGUGGUAUAGCAAUUCACUCGCAGACAAUGUAUGCCAACACUUCAGUUGCCGCUGGAAUGAAGGGUGCAAGUAAGGCUAUGGCAGCUAUGAAUAAGCAACUCACACCUGCAAAACAGAUAAAGGUGAUGCAAGAAUUCCAGAGGCAAUCCGCACAAAUGGAUAUGACGACUGAAAUGAUAUCAGAUACCAUAGAUGAUGCCUUGGACACUGAUGAGGCUGAAGAUGAAACUGAGGAGCUAACAAAUCAGGUGCUAGAUGAAAUUGGUGUUGAUGUUGCAUCACAGUUGUCAGCAGCUCCUAAAGGGAGAGUUGCAGGAAAGAAGGUUGAGGAUGUUGAGAGUUCGGGUCUGGAUGAGCUUGAAAAGAGGUUGGCAGCCCUUCGAAAUCCAUGAGCCAGAGAUUCAGUUUAUACAGUCGACAUCUCCUUGUGAUUUGAUAAAAUUCUGGCAGUCAGAUUCAGUAUAUAUUG
This is a messenger RNA of Telopea speciosissima, 813 nucleotides long. Its product is annotated as vacuolar protein sorting-associated protein 2 homolog 3-like. The transcript is spliced from 11 exons. Lineage: Eukaryota; Viridiplantae; Streptophyta; Magnoliopsida; Proteales; Proteaceae. The coding region runs from base 98 to 736 and encodes 212 amino acids. Gene Ontology annotation, biological process: late endosome to vacuole transport; endosome transport via multivesicular body sorting pathway; protein transport. Gene Ontology annotation, cellular component: multivesicular body; ESCRT III complex. The record is from RefSeq and is a predicted model, not a curated record.